This is a messenger RNA of Peromyscus leucopus (white-footed mouse), 1857 nucleotides long. RefSeq lists its product as uncharacterized. Lineage: Eukaryota; Metazoa; Chordata; Mammalia; Rodentia; Cricetidae. The record is from RefSeq and is a predicted model, not a curated record. The coding region runs from base 578 to 1435 and encodes 285 amino acids. The transcript is spliced from 3 exons.
UUGUAAAAGAAGAGGAUGUACUUUGUAAGGAAUCUCAGUGCAAACAUGUCUUAAAUUGUUCACUGAGGACUGAGUUAAUUGUCAUCUGAAUACCCUUUUUCCCAAAAUUGUGCUGUGCUUAAAUACGGCUAAAGUAAAACCAUCUGAGCCAGCCUCGAAGUCUUGGUCAAGGGCCAGUGACAGGAAAAUUGGGUUUCAUUCAUCCUGAUCAGUUUUCCCUGCCUACUGUGAAUCCUGCCAGGGAAUCACCACAGCUGGUGUUACAACGUGCAAUACAGGACCCUAGAAAAAGGUUCUUCCAGAACACACCUGUCAAUUCAUUCUGAAGGUGUAUAUGAAGAAGCUUGGCUGUUAUGUGACUGACAAAGGUCCUGUGCAUUCAGUCAAGCCUGGAGACUAUGUUCUUUUGAAAUACCUGGAAGCGGGAUCAGAUCGCUGAGAAGUGGAUUGGCCCCUGGGAACUGCUUCUGGAGACACUAGCAGCAGGGCAAGCUGCUGAACUUAAGUAUUAGCUACACUGCACCACAAUAAAAAGGUGUGAAGACCAGUGGGUACCCAAACAAACAAGGGACUGGAAAUGGACUGUAGGAAGACAAUGCUAGCUGGGCUGUUAUUUAUGACUGGCCUUUUGACUCUCUGGGGAGACAUCACAGCUUUUCAGCAGGAUGAGAUUGUGUGGGCUUACUUACCAGAAAAUAUUUUAAAUGCCUCUGACUUCUGCCUUAGAGGAGGCUCCUAUGUUGAGGAGGUUUCUGCAGCAUGUCUCAUGGGAGUUGGUGCGCACCUUGAGGAUCUACGAAGUUACACUUUAUUCCAGAACAUGAAUAAGCCAAUGACCUUUUCUGACAUCUAUAAUUGGGGAUCUGUUGUGACCAAGAGAGAAAUGGGGAUGUUCACCUUAAAACUGGCAGGUAUCUCAUCUCCCAAGGGGUGUGUUGUUUUCUCGGGGUGUAGGAGAGACUGUGUAGAUCUGACAGAAAGUACCCUCAUGAGAUGUGACUCGUUCUCCCCUGUAGUAUAUGGUGUGGGCCACCUAAAGCUCCCGACAGGGUGGUUCCUGCUGUGCGGGAAGACAGCUUAUUCUUUUGUGCCUGCAAACAGCACUGGAGGACCCUGCAGCAUAGGAAGGGUUACCGUGCACACGUCUCAGAAAGCCACCCUGAUGCAUGGCGUGAAAACGAAGAGGGACACUUCCACCCCGCUCACGUGUGAGGACAAAGUGCAUCUGUGGAGAGCCGCCGAGUAUGCCUCUGUAACCAUCUUUGUAACGCCCAUGAUGGUAGGAUUCUUGACUGCAGAAUUGGAAUACCUGGCUUGCACAACGACCAGAGCCUUCGACACUACGUCCCACGCUCCUGGGACUGUCAGGCGGGAAUUAAGGCAAGUCUGGGGGCCACUGGAGGAAAGCAGGCUGUGGCAGAUUAUUUGUUACUGAGGCAAACCCGUGGGUGUGAACAGUUUAGAGGAAACUGUCACUUUAAUCAGCUGGACAGUGCUCAACUGAUCAACAAAAAGGCUAAUAUAAUUAAUGAAAUUAUCUCUAAUAUAAAGAAGGGAGAAUGAUUCUUACUGUCUCACUCCCAAGUUUUAGAGGCCUCACGGAAGCCUUUCUGGUUUUCCUGCUUUUUGUCUUUUUUGGCAUAACUGUUCACUGUUGCAUAAGGCCCAUUACAGAGUGCAUAGGUCUGUGUCAGAAAAUCCUCUUAUGAAUAAGAGAACUUACUGGCAACUGGCAGGUUGCCACCUUUCACCUGAAAACAGAUCCUGUAAAGACAGCAGUUAAAAAGGAGAAGGAAUUAACAGUGGAGGGUGUAGCUGGAGUUUUUUUCUCUCCGGGUCCCGCCAAACCCCAGCCCU